Nomia melanderi (Alkali bee) is the source of this 1034-nucleotide messenger RNA. RefSeq lists its product as uncharacterized. The record is from RefSeq and is a predicted model, not a curated record. NCBI's taxonomy places the organism in Eukaryota, Metazoa, Arthropoda, Insecta, Hymenoptera, Halictidae.
CGGAAUCAUCAGCAGAUUGUACGCUGUUUGUGAGAAACAAUGGGUCAAACGAUGGGUCGUAUGCCAAACACGUGGAACGGUUUACUAGAAGAGAAGGAUCGCGUGUUAUAUUGGAGCGGCGAAGUACUGGCCAGAGUGGCCGACAAUGUUAGCCAGGAAGAAUCAUUUCAGAUUGAUUACGGAAAUGAUUUUAUCGAACGGAAAAUUGAUUCUUGGGUGGAGGCCAGUGAAUGGAGGAUCGACAAAAUUUUCAGUAGACGCAGGAACGUGACCGAAGAACAUAGAGCUUAUGUAACGAGAGAAAUAGAGCAAAUAAAAGAAGAACUGAGGAUGAAGAUGAAGAAGGAUUACCGAGAAGGUUAUAGGGAGAUAAGGAAGCUCUCGAAAAAGGUGGACGAUUUGGGGAGCCAGCAGCGAAGGAUACACGCUAAAAUUCAUGAACUUGAGGAUACCUGCGCUGGGAACGUGGGGAAAUUCCAAAGGAAGUUCGGCCCUUUACGACUGAAAACGUUCAGGAACCUCGUAAUAAGCGAAAAGUUCAUGUUCAAAGAUAGAAGGCUAAAAGCGAAGUUCAUCAAACAGAUGUAUGACAUCGAUCACAAAAACAUGAAGAUAUUUGUAAAGAGAAUUGAUAUGUUGACGAAAAUGUAAGAAGUAUAAGGUACAAUUAAAAAGUUUAAUGGUACCGAUGAAAAUGCGACUUAAUCCAGAUAACAUGGACAAAAUGGAUGAAUCCUUUUUGGUUAAUAGAAAAUAUCAUACUAAAAUAUUAUGUAAGAUAAAGCGAUGAUUGUAAAAGAAAAGAUUACAGUUUUCUUUAAAUACUACUUAGGUUAGUAACGUGACUAUAGCAAAAAGUGGACACGAUUUUUUGAUCGUCUCAAUGACAUUUUUUAUUUUCUUUCCGAUCACUCGCUUAAUACUAUACGUAAUUAUUAAAAAAACAAAUGUCUCUCGACAUUAUAGUAUUUGUAUACUAGAAUAUUUCAUUAUUGUAUUAAGUAAAUGCGUUAGAAAAAACUUUUUUAAUGAAA